Messenger RNA from Nilaparvata lugens (brown planthopper), 1598 nucleotides. RefSeq names its product homogentisate 1,2-dioxygenase-like (gene hgo). Gene Ontology annotation, biological process: L-phenylalanine catabolic process. Gene Ontology annotation, cellular component: cytoplasm. Gene Ontology annotation, molecular function: homogentisate 1,2-dioxygenase activity. The coding region runs from base 132 to 1442 and encodes 436 amino acids. The transcript has 10 exons. The record is from RefSeq and is a predicted model, not a curated record. NCBI's taxonomy places the organism in Eukaryota, Metazoa, Arthropoda, Insecta, Hemiptera, Delphacidae.
CUCCCCCAAGUUGAUAUAAACAGCAUGCGACUCCGAUCCAGCUAGUCACUAUUCAAUUUUAUUCACUGUGAGAAUUGAGCUUAUUCAUUUAUUUUUACAUUGGAAGUUCGUUAGAUUGAGCUAGAGCUCUGAUGUCAUCUGAAUUGAAGUAUCUGUGUGGUUUUGGGAAUGAGUUCUCAUCAGAGGACCCGCGUUGUCCCGGGGCUCUUCCUAAGAAACAGAACAGCCCUCAGAAAUGCCCUUACGGCUUGUAUGCAGAGCAAUUAUCUGGAACAGCAUUCACAGCUCCUCGUUUGGAGAACAAACGCUCCUGGCUAUAUAGAAUAAGACCAUGCGUAAUUCACCAGCCUUUCACACCAAUUGAGGCAGCCAACUUCACAAAUGAUUGGACUAGUAAUCAUCCAAAUCCUAAUCAGAUGCGAUGGAAGCCUUUCAGCUUUCCGAAUGCUGGAGAAUCCAUUAAUUUCAUUGAAGGAAUGCAAACAAUUUGUGGUGCCGGAGAUCCUACAGUACGCCAUGGAGUUGCUAUCCACGUUUACUCCUGCAACCAGUCUAUGAAAAAUAUAUGUUUUUAUAAUUCUGAUGGCGACUUUCUAAUAGUUCCACAGAGCGGAAAUUUGAGAAUAACAACGGAGUUUGGGAAAAUUGAUGUAUCUCCUGCAGAAAUAUGUGUGAUACAGCAAGGAAUGAGGUUCAGCGUUUCUGUUAACGGAGUGGCAAGAGGAUACAUUUUGGAAAUAUUCAACGGUCAUUUCGAUCUGCCAAAUCUUGGUCCAAUAGGUGCCAACGGCCUGGCCAAUCCGAGAGAUUUCCAAACGCCUGUUGCACAUUACGAAGACAAGGAUGAUGAGUAUUCUAUUGUUUCCAAAUACCAAGGGAAAUUAUUUUCUGCUAAACAAAAUCACAGUCCUUUUGACGUAGUGGCUUGGCAUGGAAACUACGUUCCUUACAAAUAUGAUUUGAAUAAAUUCAUGACCAUAAACACAGUUUCGUUCGAUCAUUGUGACCCUUCGAUUUUCACAGUACUCACCUGCUCUUCUAAUAAGCCGGGAACAGCGAUAGCUGACUUUGUCAUUUUCCCUCCAAGAUGGUCAGUGGCUGAAAAUACUUUCAGACCUCCUUAUUUUCACAGAAACUGUAUGAGCGAGUUCAUGGGACUUAUAACUGGUAAAUAUGAAGCAAAAGAAGACGGCUUUAUGCCCGGGGGAGCGUCCCUUCAUUCCAUGAUGACUCCUCAUGGUCCCGAUGCCGAAUGCUUCAAAUCAGCUUCAGAAGCACCAUUGAAACCUUGCAGGGUGGCAGAUGGUACUAUGGCAUUCAUGUUUGAGAGUUCACUCAGCUUAUCUGUCACUAAAUGGGGAGAGAAAAUCUGCCAGAAAUUGGACCCCGACUACUUCAAAUGUUGGCUGAAUUUGAAGAAACAAUUUAACGGAAUAAAGUGAAAAGAUCUUGACACAUUUUCACUGUAUCAAAUCACUUUCCAACUACAUCCUUAUUCUACAAGACAAGGAAGAGUUCAUUCUAAGAUCAAUAAUAGUAAAGUACUAUCUCUUUGCAAAGAUUUAUAGAAUUCAAUAAAGAUAAACUAAUAAAGAUGA